Molecule: messenger RNA, 1337 nt
Organism: Drosophila willistoni
Lineage: Eukaryota; Metazoa; Arthropoda; Insecta; Diptera; Drosophilidae
Product: chromatin-remodeling ATPase INO80
Exons: 3
Coding region: 121-1212 (363 amino acids)
Source: RefSeq, a predicted model, not a curated record
UUGUAACAUCACUAGUUGGCAAAAUAGGUUGAGAAUUAAGUUGAAAUAUCAAAGAAGCUAAAAUUAACAUAAAUUUAGAACAAAAGGCUAGGCCUAAUACCCGCAGACCCUAACACACAUAUGGAUACCAAGUCCAAUGAUGAUUCCGGUGGUAGUGAUUCGCUCGACAAAUCCAUGCAAAUCAAGUGUGUGAUGGUUGAGACAGAACGGGAACAACAACAAAAGACUGAAGCAGCCACCAGUGCAGCGACAGCGGGAGAUGACAGCUCCAUGGCCAUUGUCAACAAUUCCAAUUCCCAUGCCACAUCCACCUCAAACACAACCUGCUCUGCCUUUGAAACAAAAGUGAAACUCAUUUCUCAGAACCUCAAAGAAACGACACUGGCCGAGGCUGAAGCUGAGGCGGAGGCGGAGGUGGAUGCCAGUGCUGGUGUUGAUAACAAUAGCAGUAAUGAAGAGUCAUCAUCGACUACCACCAUAUCCACCUCAUCCGCCUCCGCCUCUGAAACUCGCCUAAAUAAGAAAGUUCGAUUCCAUCCCGAUGUCAAAGAAAAUGACGGCGGCAACCGUGUGAAGAAGAAGAAACGCCGUUCCAAUCAGGCGGCAGCUGGAGGAAGUGAAGCAACACAAGUCGACGAUGAUACCUUUACCCCUGCCAGUAAUAAUAACAACAACUUAAGCUGUGAUGGCAUGGAUUUCGAUGAAUACGAAGAAGAUGACGAUGAGGAAGAGGAUACGGAAGCAGAGGAUCAGAAUAGCAACAACGAAGAAAAAGAAGAGGAAUUCGAUUUGGCCAAAACUAUAGCAGAAGCGGAGGAUUAUCUAAAAGAGCAUCCACUCACAUUUGUACGCCGCGUUGAACAGAAUGGCGAAAGAUUACGUGAUGGUCUGCUUAACAUUGAGGAUAUUCCCAAGAUGAUGGUCGACGAAGAGGCAUCAAUCGAUGAUACCGAUGAAGAUUACUAUACCCACAUUAAGGCAGAAAAUGGUAUUGAACGGAUCCUUGGCAAGGAAACCAAGGCGGGCAAAGUGGAAUUUUUACUACGCUAUGAAAAUCAAGGUGGACUCUUUUGGGAAUCCGAAGAGUUUAUUCGACGCACAUGCCCCACCUUGCUCAAGGCCUACGAAAAGAAUCGGGAGAGACGACAACAGCGCUUGAUGCAUCAUGUAGCCAAACGUCAGAGUUUGCGACAGCGAUACACGGAUUUUUAGUGGGUGGAGCUGCUCUUUUUAGGUUUAUAGAUUAUCUUUCCAAUUUAGGUUCCAUGUAAUUGUAAACACAUUUGUAAUAUGAAGUAAAUUAUAUUCUUUUGUUGAACAAAAGUCCAUCCCAUUUA